This is a messenger RNA of Hordeum vulgare subsp. vulgare (domesticated barley), 1562 nucleotides long. RefSeq names its product ERBB-3 BINDING PROTEIN 1. The transcript has 10 exons. The record is from RefSeq and is a predicted model, not a curated record. Bases 157 to 1341 code for a protein of 394 amino acids. Lineage: Eukaryota; Viridiplantae; Streptophyta; Magnoliopsida; Poales; Poaceae.
GAGCCCCCCCGCUUCCAUUCUAAUCCGCCCCCUGCCGAGCCACCAACGCCCCAAACCCCUCGCCCUCCCAAACCCUAACCCUAAAACCUCGGCCCUCCCGCCGCCGCCGCCCGAUUCCCCUCCCCAGUCUCCGCAUCCCCUGUUCGGAUUGAAGCGAUGUCGUCCGACGAGGAGGUCAGGGAGGAGAAGGAGCUCGACCUCUCCUCCAACGAGGUCGUCACCAAGUACAAGACCGCCGCCGAGAUCAUCAACAAGGCUCUGAAGUUGGUAUUGUCGGAGUGCAAGCCGAAAGCCAAGAUUGUUGACAUUUGUGAGAAGGGUGACAAUUUCAUAACAGAGCAAACUGGGAAUGUCUACAAGAACGUGAAGAGGAAGAUUGAAAGGGGCAUUGCUUUCCCGACAUGCGUAUCCGUGAACAACACGGUCUGUCAUUUCUCCCCACUGGCAACUGAUGAUUCUGUACUCGAAGAAAAUGACAUGGUGAAGAUUGAUAUGGCUUGCCAUAUUGAUGGAUUUAUUGCUGUGGUAGCUCAUACACAUGUCAUCAAAGCUGGUCCGGUUACUGGAAGAGCAGCUGAUGUUCUGGCUGCUGCCAACACAGCUGCAGAAGUUGCAAUGAGGCUUGUUAGACCUGGAAAGAAGAAUAAGGAUGUCACUGAAGCAAUUCAGAAAGUUGCUGCUGCUUAUGAUUGCAAAAUCGUGGAAGGAGUUCUUAGUCAUCAGCUGAAACAAUUCGUCAUCGAUGGUAACAAAGUGGUACUUAGUGUUUCCAAUGCUGAUACCAAGGUGGAUGAUGCUGAAUUUGAAGAAAAUGAAGUGUAUGCAAUUGAUAUUGUCACCAGCACUGGCGAGGGAAAGCCAAAGCUAUUGGAUGAGAAGCAGACCACUAUUUAUAAGAGAGCUGUAGACAAGAACUAUCACUUGAAGAUGAAGGCAUCAAGGUUCAUCUUCAGUGAGAUUAGCCAGAAGUUCCCAAUCAUGCCAUUCACUGCUAGGGCGUUGGAGGAGAAGCGUGCACGCUUAGGUUUGGUAGAAUGCAUGAAUCAUGAGCUGUUGCAGCCAUACCCUGUUCUCCAUGAAAAGCAAGGCGACCUUGUUGCCCACAUCAAAUUCACCGUGUUGUUGAUGCCAAAUGGGUCUGACAAGAUCACGUCACAUCCACUACAGCAGUUGGAGCCCUCAAAAUCCAUUGAGGAUGAUGCGGAGAUCAAGGCUUGGCUUGCUUUGGGCACAAAGUCAAAGAAGAAGGGUGGUGGCAAGAAAAAGAAAGGCAAGAAAGGAGAUGCAGCAGAAGCCGCAGAGCCCAUGGAGGUUUCUAAGGACGCACCAAGCCAGGAAUAAUUCGUAUUUUUUUGAAUUGCUUCCGUUACGUUUGUACCUGCUCCUUUGCUGCAUCUGAUUGUGUUAUAUUACAUUCAGCUGUGGGGAUUUGAGUACCUUUUUUGAAGUGUCUAAUGGAAAUGAUCCUUCUGCACAUCACAUCAAAGCUCAAGCCUGAUAAUUAUGUACGGUGUGCCGAAUGUUUACCUGUCAGUUCUGCUUAUAAAUCUGGCUUACAACUA